UAACCACCUUCACUGGCACGCCUCCUAUUCAGUCCCUGUUUCAACUCUCCACAACUCACAGAGCCCACAGAGAGUAACAAGAGAGAAAUGGGACACUCUUCCCACUCACUCACUCACUCACUCACUAACUAUCCAUCUCGUCCACUUGAAAAGCCAGAGGUUUUGAUAUAGAAAGAGCGUGCAUUGUGCAGCCAUUAAUGCCUUUUAUCUACUAAACGUGACUCCGUUUUUCACUACACGCCCCUUUAGCAAACUUCAGGAACACAAUUUCUUUCUCACUUUCAUUUACACACACAAACGCAAGAGCAGCUGCAUUCCCAAGUAUUGAGAGAGUGCUCUUGAAAUGGACCUUAGUAAGGCAACGCUAGAGAUCUUCUCCAAACUGGAGCAGAAAUGGCUCUCGCACUGUGAAACCACCAAGAAAACGCGAGUGCUAAGCAUUGAUGGUGGAGGCACAACUGGCAUUGUGGCCGCUGCUGCUCUCAUCCACCUUGAGGACCAGAUCCGCUUCAAAACUGGCGAUCCUCAAGCUCGGAUCGCCGAUUUCUUUGAUAUCAUUGCUGGCACUGGAAUCGGAGCUCUCCUCGCCGCCAUGCUCGCCGCCGACGAUGGUUCUGGCCGUCCGCUCUUCACUGCCAGAGACGCCGUUGCAUUUGUUGCCGACAAAAACUCCGACCUCUUCAAAGCGAAGCACGGUGGCUUCCUCCUCCGCCGCAGGAGGUUCUCUGGUAAGAGCAUGGACAAAGUAUUGAAAGAAGCGUUGAAGAGGGAUGAUGGAGCUAGUUUGACCUUGAAGGACACGUGUAAGCCUCUCCUUGUUCCUUGCUUUGACCUAAAGAGCUCUGCUCCUUUUGUUUUCUCCCGAGCAGACGCGACCGAAUCACCAAGUUUUAACUUCGAGCUCUGGAAAGUCUGCCGUGCCACGUCAGCGACUCCAAGCCUCUUCAAGCCGUUUAACUUAACGUCAGUUGAUGGCAAAACCUCGUGCUCCGCAAUUGACGGAGGUCUCGUGAUGAACAAUCCAACAGCAGCGGCAGUUACACACGUGCUCCACAACAAGCGUGAUUUCCCCACCGUUAAUGGCGUAGAGGAUCUGUUGGUUCUGUCAUUAGGAAAUGGAAGUGGAUCGCUGACUGGAAGGAAGCUCCGUCAUAACGGCGAGUGCUCGACGUCGUCUGUUGUUGACAUUGUGCUCGACGGAGUCUCAGAGACUGUUGACCAAAUGCUGGGUAACGCAUUCUGUUGGAACCGUAAUGAUUACGUCAGAAUUCAGGCAAACGGAUUAGCGAGCGUGGAGGAGGAGGUGCUAAAGGAGAGAGGAGUGGAAACGUUACCGUUUGGUGGGAAGCGGUUAUUGACGGAGACCAACGCCGGAAGAAUAGAGAGCUUUGUGCAACGACUUGUUGCUUCAGGGAAGAGUAGUUUGCCUCCUAGUCCUUGCAAGAACUCCGCCGUCAGUCCUCUCGCCAACAGUCGCUAACUAGUUCCGUGAAGUCCUUGUGUUUUAGUCUUUUUUAACCAUGUUAACCAAUCUUGGUUUACUUAACUAGUUAGUUAACCGUCUCUUGUUGAAGUAAAAUAGCAGCGGGUAAUUAUGACCCUUGAAUAAUUUAAGACCAUCUUAUAUUUC
This is a messenger RNA of Populus nigra (black poplar), 1630 nucleotides long. RefSeq names its product probable inactive patatin-like protein 9. NCBI's taxonomy places the organism in Eukaryota, Viridiplantae, Streptophyta, Magnoliopsida, Malpighiales, Salicaceae. The transcript is spliced from 2 exons. The coding region runs from base 344 to 1480 and encodes 378 amino acids. Gene Ontology annotation, biological process: lipid metabolic process. The record is from RefSeq and is a predicted model, not a curated record.